Molecule: messenger RNA, 2099 nt
Organism: Diospyros lotus (date-plum)
Lineage: Eukaryota; Viridiplantae; Streptophyta; Magnoliopsida; Ericales; Ebenaceae
Exons: 4
Coding region: 199-1731 (510 amino acids)
Source: RefSeq, a predicted model, not a curated record
CCCAGCUACUCUGCUGCUGUUGCAAGCUAAGUAGGUGGUGUCCUCCAUCACCGUCGCCACAGCACGGAUACAAAAAAUCUCUCCUUCCUUCCUUUUUUUCUCUGUUUAAUAUUUAGACUCGACGACAUUAGAGACAGAAGCUUCCCCCCUAUCCCCCUUCCCUCUCUCCCUUUCCCUUGAGAGUUGAGGAGAAGGGCAAUGGAAAACCAAUCGCUUCUUCUUGCUUUGAUGCUAAUAAUAAUUAAUAUGCCACUCAUAUUGUUAGUUUCAUCGUCUUCUGUGACUUCGAAUAUGAAACACAGUAACAGUGGUGGCGUGUUGUCGGCGGUGGGAGACCCAGGGAUGAAAAGAGACGCACUGAGAGUUGCCAUCGAAGCUUGGAAUUUUUGCAAUGAAGUUGCCAAAGAAGCUCCCCACAUGGGUAGCCCCAGAGCCGCUGAUUGUUUUGAUCUCUCCAAUGUUCUGGUUCUAUGUUGUAAAGGGGCUGGGAAUUUUUCUCUCGAACACAAGGUGUCGGAAGUAGAUAACAAGCUUGGAGUAGGAAUGCCCUUCCCUGGAAUAAGUCCAGAAGCCCUAAAUGAUCCAGACCUUUAUGCGGCGGAGAAGGAGCUGUACCUGGGUUCUUUAUGCCAAGUUGCAGACAGCCCCAAACCAUGGCAAUUUUGGAUGAUUAUGUUGAAAAAUGGCAACUACGAUACAACGUCUGGGUUGUGUCCCGAAAAUGGGAAAAAGGUACCUCCAUUCCCUCCUGGAAGAUUCCCUUGUUUUGGAAAGGGGUGUAUGAAUCAACCCCUCUUGUUUCAUCAACCCACAAGCUUAUCAAGUGAUGGUACAAUGAGAGGUGGUUUUAAUGGUACCUAUGACUUGGCUUCUGGCAUUAAAGGUGGGAACGGGAUCGACAACAUUUCUUUCUUUGAGGUGGUUUGGCACAAGAAAGUUGGUGCAGGCAGUUGGGCUUUUAGUCAUAAACUCAAGACCUCAAAAUUGUACCCGUGGCUGAUGUUGUACCUUAGAGCUGAUGCGACCAAGGGUUUCUCUGGAGGCUACCACUAUGACACCAGAGGAAUGCUCAAAAUUCUUCCCGAGUCACCUAAUUUCAAGGUCAGAAUGACUUUAGAUGUAAAGCGAGGAGGUGGACCUAAGAGCCAGUUCUACCUAAUAGAUAUUGGUAGCUGCUGGAAGAACAAUGGUGAACCCUGUGAUGGAAAUGUGCACACUGAUGUAACCAGGUACAGUGAGAUGAUCAUCAACCCUGAAACUCCAGCUUGGUGCAGCCCUUCGGGUCUGGGCAACUGUCCGCCAUUCCACAUUAUGCCCAACAACACAAAAAUUUACAGGAACGAUACUGCAAACUUCCCUUACUCUGCUUAUCACUAUUACUGUGCUCCCGGGAAUGCCAAAUACUUAGAGGAACCAUACAGCACUUGUGAUCCUUACAGCAAUCCUCAGGCACAGGAGCUGGUUCAGUUGCUGCCUCAUCCAAUAUGGGCUGAGUAUGGGUAUCCCACGAAAAAGGGAGACGGUUGGGUUGGGGAUGCUAGAACUUGGGAGCUUGAUGUUGGCGGCGUUUCUGGUAGACUCUACUUCUAUCAGGAUCCAGGGACCAAUCCCGCAAAAAGAAUAUGGACAUCGCUAGAUGUGGGAUCUGAGAUAUUUGUUAGUGACAAAGAUGAGGUGGCUGAAUGGGUGCUGAGUGAUUUCGACGUUAUUCUGACUCCACCAACCACAUAAAAUUCAAACACACGACACACGCUGAUGAUGAUUUAAUGUUGUUUAGUAGCUGCUGCUUGUUUAGGGUCACUAGGACUUGAAGCCAAUUAGGCUGCCCAAAAGGGCAGAAGGCUGGUUGAGGGAGGAGGAGCAGAGUAGGCACAGCCCUUGUAUUUAGUCCCCAAAGAAAACAAGUACUUUUCAUCAGGCAUCCGUAAGUGUAUGUUGGAGAAGCACAUGUAACCAGCUGGUUCUUUUUUUUUUUUUUUUUUUUUUUUUUUUUGGGGUUUGGGCAGGGGAAAAAAAGGGGGCUACAAAAUUAGUCCCCUCAAAAAUAUGUUAGAAUUAUUAUCAUAUAAUAAUAAUGUUUCAGGUUGGUGUUUACUGUU